CGUAAUGCGAUGGAGGGUACUUGCUGAUAGUUUCUUCAAAUCAAAUUGCGUUAAUUCAUUAAUUAUAUUAUAUCAAAAAAAAAAAAAAAAAAAUUAGAAGUUUAUGUCUAUCAACCUUGUAAAGUUGUAAAAGCUGUAUUUUUUAUAUACUGUAAACAAAAGAUUUUCAAAUGAAAUCAAAAAGAUCGAAAAAGGGUGAAGUUAUAGAAUACGUUGUUGAAUAUGUUGAGAAUGCAAGCCAAAAUGAGCCAACUAAAGAAAUCUCAAAUAGUUGUAUUAAUGAUAAUAAACAAAAAGAAACUCAGUCAAAUUCAAAAUUAGUAAUUGAUGAUACAACAUCCAGUAGUUCGUUAAUUUGUUCAAACAUUAAUUUAAAAUCGAUUGAUAACAAUACACAAGAAGAAACUCAGUCAAAUUCUAAAUUAGUAAUUGAUGAUACAGCAUCCAAUAGUUCAUUAGUUUGUUCAAACAUUAAUUUAAAAUCGAUUGAUAACAAUACACAAGAAGAAACUCAGUCAAAUUCAAAAUUAGUAGUUGAUGAUGCAACAUCCAGUAUUUCAUUAAUUUGUUCAAACAUUAAUUUAAAAUCGAUUGAUAACAAUGACGCGAACAGCGACGAUCUUUUUAAAUCAAAAAAUUUUGUCACAAAAAACAGAGGUGAGCUUCCAGAAGUUACAGCAUCUAUUGGUUUUGAAGCAGAAAACAAGAAAGUUAGGCGAAGUUCUUCUAUUAAAAACUUUUUUUCUCGACGUCCAAACUCUGAAGUAUUUGAUAAAUCAGACAGUCAAGGAAAAAAGUGUGAUAAACCAAAAAAACACAGAUCUUUUUCUCUUAAGAAAAGACUAUCUUUUGGAAAAAAGAGCAGAUCUUCCAAGCUUAGCUCAUCAAGUACUUCACAAGAUAAGAUUUCAAAAAGUCAAGAAAUAUUUUCAACUAACCAAAAUGUAGUUUUAAAUACAGAUGUGGACAAUUGGAGAAUGGAUGGCUUUUUGUUUAAUACAAUGGAAAAGAAAAAUUCAAUGCAAACCUUGUCUUUGUUGUCACCAUGUGAAAAAGAAGAAAAAAUGUCUAAUUCUAAUGAGUUAAUAAAAGAAACAAAAAAUCAAGUUGAAGUACUAAUCGAAAAUGAAGUUUGCAAUGAGGAAAAACUAAUAACAAAAGAAGAAUAUAAGUUGAUCAUAAAUGUAGAAGAUUCUUUAGUGGUUACAAUUCAAAAUCUGGAUAUAGUACUAAAUGAAAAGCAUAUUUCUAUGCCAACUAAUUAUCCAUAUGAUGAUUGGCUCUUUCUUGAAAUUUGCCCUUAGUAGUAGGCAUUUUAAAAUGUAACUUUAUUAUUGUAAAUAGUUGUACAAAAUUUACGGAUCAGGAAAAUAAAAUUGUGGCAAUUGUAAGUUGUUACAGUUGAUUAAAAAAAAAAAAAUGAAAUAACAUUGAAUGUUUCUAUUUGUAUUGACUAAUAUUGAAUCAUUCAUAUACUUUCAAUCAAUAAUUUAACUUGACAUUUUAGAUUAUAUGGUGGUAUAUGGUUUUUUUUUUUAGCAGAAUUAAUAAUUAAUUUCAUAUUUGAAUUUAAAAUUCAAUUUAUUGAAUAUCUUAUUUUUUAUUAUCAAUGCUAUUUUUGAAAAGGUCCACUUUUUAGUAUCCUAAAUAAGUAAAACUACGUUUUUUUCGGUU
This is a messenger RNA of Hydra vulgaris (swiftwater hydra), 1674 nucleotides long. RefSeq lists its product as uncharacterized. The record is from RefSeq and is a predicted model, not a curated record. NCBI's taxonomy places the organism in Eukaryota, Metazoa, Cnidaria, Hydrozoa, Anthoathecata, Hydridae.